UCGCGAGACGAUUAUAUCAGCAGAUCGUGCUAUUGUAUAGCACUUGUACAGUUUGUCACAGCAAACUAUCAAGACGUUCGGCUUACCAUCCAACGUUAUCCCAAAGUUAUCGUCAAAAGGAGUUCAAGACACUUGAGCUGAAUCCUACGACGCUGUAUAAAAUGAGGCAAUACCUCUUUGAAAAUGACAUAAUUUCGGUCGAACUGUUUCUUUUGCUUUUGAAUGGCAGGUAUAUGACUUUUUCUUAUUCUUGUGUCUAUGUCUAUGUCUUCCCUCUGUUCUUUUUAUGUUCAAUAUUGGCGUUUUGCAAGGUCAAAUCACGGAACUUGGCAGUCGAAGGGUCUGGCUGGGUUACAAUUGGUUCGUGGGUUAUUUGCGUGAGUUGCAUAAUUGCAUAUGAUAUCUGUUCGCUGAUUUUAUAUCCUCGUUCGAUACAUGGCUCUUGACUUUGGCUGUGUCCUUUGGAGCUUGACUCAUCUCCUUGGGAAGCCAUUGAGCU
This is a messenger RNA of Aspergillus caelatus, 499 nucleotides long. RefSeq lists its product as uncharacterized. The record is from RefSeq and is a predicted model, not a curated record. The transcript has a single exon. The coding region runs from base 162 to 446 and encodes 94 amino acids. NCBI's taxonomy places the organism in Eukaryota, Fungi, Ascomycota, Eurotiomycetes, Eurotiales, Aspergillaceae.